AUGGCAGUAAAAUGCUUUUCUCGUGCUACACAGCUGGAUCCAAAGUUUGCCUACGCUUUUACUCUACAAGGUCAUGAACAUGUGGCAAAUGAAGAGUUCGACAAGGCUACGACAGCCUAUCGCAACGCCAUCAGCGCAGAUAACAGACAUUACAACGGUUGGUAUGGUCUCGGCAACGUCUAUGAGCGCCUGGGCAAAUACGAGGUAGCUGAGAAGCAUUAUCGGGCAGCGGCCGAAAUCAACCAGAACAACGCCAUGAUCCUUGUUCGAAUUGGUCUUGUUCUGGACCGCAUGAAGAAAAUCGAGCCCGCAUUAUUGCAAUUCGAGAACGCCAUCAGAAUCGACCCACGCUCAGUCAUGGCUCGUUUCCGCAAGUCGCAGGUCCUGCUCAAGCUCAACGCGCCGCAAGAAGCUCUCAAGGAGCUACUGUAUCUCAAAGACGCUGCGCCAGACGAUCCAAACAUCCAUUUCCUGCUGGGUAGAUGUUACAAGAAACUGCGCGAUCGCUCCAGCGCAAUCCGCCAUCUCACCAUUGCCAUGAAUCUGGAUCCAAAGAGUCACGGGGUUAUCAAAGAGGUCAUGGAGAGUAUUGAUCAAGACGACGACGGAGGAUGGAGUAGUGAAGAUGAGCAUUGA
Messenger RNA from Exserohilum turcica Et28A, 636 nucleotides. RefSeq lists its product as uncharacterized. The record is from RefSeq and is a predicted model, not a curated record. Gene Ontology annotation, molecular function: protein binding. Gene Ontology annotation, biological process: cell division. The transcript has 2 exons. The coding region runs from base 1 to 636 and encodes 211 amino acids. Lineage: Eukaryota; Fungi; Ascomycota; Dothideomycetes; Pleosporales; Pleosporaceae.